AUGUUGACCGCCACCACCACGACCGCAUCGCGCUUCGGCGUCAUGGGCGCUCGAGGCCUGCUCAAGAGAGGAGGAGGGGCAAGCUGCGCAUACUCGUCGCUGGCGUUGCUCGCACAACGGCAAUGCAGCGCCCGGGCCGCGAGGCACGUCUCGACCAAGCUGCCGCCCACGACCCGCAAGACCAUAUCCCUCCAAUGCCAGCUGGCAUCCCGACGCCAUGCCACAACGACCGCCUCCCCCACCACACCCUCGACCGCGCCGGAAUCCUCGUCGGUGCCGCUCGACUGGAACGGCUUCUUCACCUUGCGCAAGACCCGGCGGCGGUUCCAGCUGGUGAGCAGCAUAUUCACAAUGGUCACGGGCGGCGCGGUGGGCACGGCGCUGCUGGUAAACCUGGACAUGGACUCGCUGCUGAGCAAGGUGCCGAUGGACCCCUUCUUCGCGCUGGGCAUAGUGACGCUGAGCUUCAUGGGGCUGGGUUGGUUGGCCGGGCCGAGCUUGGGAUCUGCGUUGUUCUACACCUUCAAGCGCGGCGUCAAGCAACCCAUGGCUGUGAAGGAAUCCGAGUUCUUUGCACGGAUUAAGAAGAACCGAGUCGACCCGAGCAACAGCUCUCUGAGUGGGAAUGCGGUCCCUGAUUUCUACGGCGAGAAGAUCUCGAGUGUAGCCGGCUACAGACAGUGGAUGAAGGACCAAAGAGCAUUCAACAAGAAGCGUACGAGCUUUGUUUAG
Molecule: messenger RNA, 732 nt
Organism: Anthostomella pinea
Lineage: Eukaryota; Fungi; Ascomycota; Sordariomycetes; Xylariales; Xylariaceae
Source: the annotation of a GenBank genome assembly